UGCCCAGCCCGGCCCGGCAGAGGCGGCAGGAGGAGGAGGAGGAGGAGGAGGAGGAGGAGGAGGGCGGCGCAGAGCGCAGACAUGGCGGCCAACAUGUACCGAGUGGGAGAUUAUGUUUAUUUUGAAAAUUCUUCCAGCAAUCCAUAUCUCAUUAGGAGAAUUGAAGAACUUAACAAGACUGCCAAUGGGAACGUGGAAGCGAAAGUGGUGUGUUUUUACAGGCGAAGAGAUAUUUCUAACAGCCUUAUAAUGCUUGCAGAUAAGCAUGCUAAAGAAGUUGAAGAAGAGUCUGAAACUACAAUUGAGGUUGAUUUGACUGAUAAACAGAAACAUCAGUUGAAGCACAGAGAGCUUUUCCUUUCUCGCCAGUAUGAGUCCCUACCAGCAACGCAUAUCAGGGGAAAAUGCAGCGUUGCACUUCUGAAUGAGACAGAAUCUGUGCUGUCAUAUCUGGAGAAAGAGGAUACUUUUUUUUAUUCAUUGGUGUAUGAUCCAUCAUUGAAAACACUUCUAGCAGACAAGGGAGAAAUCAGAGUGGGUCCUAGAUAUCAAGCAGAUGUGCCAGACAUGCUUGUGGAAGGACAAUUAGAUGACAGAGAACAGGCAAAGCUGGAAGUUAAAGUAUGGGAUCCAGAUAGCCCCCUUACUGACCGUCAGAUUGACCAGUUUUUAGUUGUAGCACGCGCGGUGGGCACGUUUGCUCGAGCCUUGGACUGCAGUAGUUCUGUCAGGCAACCCAGUUUACACAUGAGUGCAGCUGCAGCUUCCCGAGACAUCACACUGUUUCACGCAAUGGACACACUGCAUAAACACAACUAUGAUCUGAGCAGUGCCAUCGGUGUUCUGGUGCCACUGGGAGGGCCUGUCUUGUGUAGAGAUGAAAUGGAGGAGUGGUCAGCAUCAGAAGCUAGUUUAUUUGAAGAGGCUUUGGAAAAGUAUGGCAAGGACUUCAAUGACAUUCGACAAGACUUUCUCCCUUGGAAGUCUCUGACUAGCAUCACUGAAUAUUACUACAUGUGGAAAACCACUGACAGAUAUGUGCAGCAGAAACGUCUGAAAGCAGCUGAAGCAGAAAGUAAAUUGAAGCAAGUAUACAUCCCCACCUACAAUAAACCAAAUCCCAAUCAAAUAUCCAGCAACAAUGGGAAACCUGCUGCAGUCAACGGAGCAAUGGGAGCCUCUUACCAGGCACAAGCCACAGUAAUAGGUCGGGCUUGUGAAAGCUGCUAUACUCCGCAGUCUCACCAAUGGUAUUCUUGGGGCCCUCCUAAUAUGCAAUGUAGGUUGUGUGCAUCUUGCUGGAUUUAUUGGAAGAAAUAUGGUGGCUUGAAAAUGCCCACACAGACAGAUGAAGAUAAGCUGUCUUCCAGCCAACCUACAGAGGAGUCGCAUGUCCGAACCCACCUGUCCCGGCAGGCCACGCAGGGCACCCCGGUGCGUAACACGGGCAGUCCCAAGUCGGCGGUGAAAACACGGCAGGCUUUCUUUCUGCACACCACCUGUUGGACAAAACUGGCCCGUCAGGUCUGCAAAAAUACCCUCCGGCUGCGGCAGGCAGCACGACGUCCCUUUGUCCCUAUUAACUGUGCUGCCAUUAAGGCAGAAUAUGCAGAUCGACAUUGUGAACUUGCUGGGAAUCCUCUGAAGAUAAAAAGCACCAGAAAACCACUGUCAUGUAUCAUUGGCUAUUUAGAGAUACAUCCUGCCGUGAAACCCAGUGUAAUCAGGUCAACACCAAGCCUUCAAAGUCCAAGUGCAAAACGACUGCUUGCACCCUCCAACCACUCUUCAUUAAGUAUUUUGGGGAAAAGAAACUACAGCCAUCAUAACGGGCUUGAUGAAUCACCCAGCCAUACAACAAGAACAAUCAUGCAUGCUGCUCCCCACAUCCAUAUGACUAAUGGUAGGGCCUUGCAAGCCAGUGCAAGUGCCAUUAAGACAAGCACCAUUCCAGUCAUCAAGAGACAGAGGCAAAAUUGGCUUGAUGCUUCAGAUGAUGGUUUCUUUAUAGCUACAGAAGAGACCAGAAAAAUCCGUAAGAAGUUCACCAGGUCACAGCUGAAAAGAGCUUCCAGAACACCUUGUUCUCCGAUCAUUGCAAAGACAAAGUCUCUCAUGAACAAUAGGCAGGCCCGAACAGAGCCAGGAUCCAUCAUACACUGAAGAUAUAACACCAUCAGCACCAUAAUAAUGUCAAAAUCAUGUUUAAUUGUGAAUGCGGACAUAACGGGACUUCCCACAUCUGUGAGACAGAAAUGUUUUGUGGGCAUAUUGUGGCCGGGUUCUGUGUUCUGGGCAGGUUCCAACAGCAGCCCUUGUUUUCCCUGAUCUUUGCAAGGGCUACUUCUGGUUCAUUGCACAGGCCUAUCCCGGAUUCCCUCUGUUCCCAGACAACAGUGUUGGCUGGUCAGGGAGGGACUGUUUGCACUGGUCCCACUGAAUUGAUGCAGAGUCCACCCAUCACAUUUGUCUAUGCCUUCUAGUGGCUCAACAAAAAUAUGCAGCUUUCAAAACUAUUGCAGUGUCAUUAAAAUGGGAUUUAGCCUUGAGGUGUUGCAUUUUCAAACAGACCUGCAAACUUGGAGUGUUCAUAUUUUUCAGUAUUGGCUUGAGUAUCACCUUGGAUUUGAUUUUCUAUACUGAAUGUCCACAAGGACAAGGUAUUGUUCAGCAGUUCUGAAACUUAGACUGAAUUAGGAAAUGCCCAUAAUUAGUGUCCAAUUUUGAAAAUGUUUGUCAUAUUAGCUCUGUUUAAAAUCCUGGAGAGAAUUGUGUGUGAUAGUAAAUAUCCAGCUGGACUAGUUGCAUGUGUAGGAGCUGGUCUCAUUGUCUGUAUUUGAAAGCAUCUUUCUGUUUCUUUGGGUAUUUUUUACCUCUCUUGAAGCCUAUUCUGAACAGUGAAAACCAGCAUAACACCAUUCCCAGAAUACAUGAAGAAACAGAUUAUUUCCUAUUAGUAAUGUCUCUCCACAAAAUAAUUUCUACAUUUUUAUAUGUCUGGAUAAAGAAGUCUUGCAGAAUGCUUUGAAUUCAUAAAUGUAAGGCUACAGAUGGAUACUUACCCUGGAGAGAUGAUGUGCCUUUUGAAACUACUUGUAGGAAACUGUCAGUCUCCCUGAAGGUGGGAAUGGCAACAGAGGCAGGUCUUUUUUUCUACUCAGGUACUUACAGGUGAACAAUCUCUGCCCAACUUUGAAAUCCAGAGAAAUCCAGUGUGGAGCACUGCUGUGUUAACCUAGUUGGAAUAAAUCAAUCAUCUGAGGCAAGUUGUCCUUCAAUAGGUUUGGAUUCCAUAUGGCUUUUAAAGAUAUAGUCAGACACUGAACAUGUCUGAGAUGAGCUUCAAGACCUUUUUUUGUCUCCCUUUACUAGGUAGCUCUAACAGCAUGGCACAGAUGUGAGGUUUUCAUCCAGUUGUGGUUAGAAAGACAGGGAUCUAAGUAACAUCUCAUACUUCUGGGUGAUCCCUCCAAAAUGAUUUCCCCCUGUGCAUUUUAUUGUUUCAGUCUGAAAGAGCAUCUGUGAUCUCGGCCUAAAACUAGCCAUACUCCCCACAUAGAAUUCUGAGCUCCUAAGACAGUGACCUAGAUGCUUCUUUAAAGAAGAAAGCACUCUGACCUCUUGAAGGGACUUGCUGAUGAUUUCCAUAAUGAUGAAUCCAGGUUUUGUCCACUGUCCUUCACCAGCAAGAAAAGGGUGGAUACGAAGAGAGGUUGAUGACAUGAAGUGCUUGCUCCUAGUGCCCUGAACAUUUUAGCGAAUGUCAUUGAUUCACACUCAGUUGGAGAAGACCUGGAAUUCAUCUACCUACAGUACUUUCCAGUAGCCAGUGAAAUGUGCAGCCCUAGGAGUCUUCUGGGCACCGGAUCUGCAUUUUCCUCUAAACAGGAGGGUUUUUUAUUAGAUAGCUGAGUGGAGACAACCUACUCUUAUUAUUAAGAAUUGCCUUUAUUAACUUCAACAUAUGGAAACACCUUCUGUAUAAUAGCUUCUUCACCCAUUAAAAUAAAGAAAACAUGAUUAUUCAGCAAUCUGUUUGACUGAAAGUAUGAAAAACAUGAACAUAAUGAGCUUUGUCUCCCUCAGACAUCAGUGAAAUCACACACAGCAGACUCAUUUUCAAAGUGUUGUUAGCUGUAAGGUGGUAGAUUUUUUUUUACCCUACCUUAUUAAGCUUGUACUCAAAUGAUUUCUUUUAGUCAGUGUGCUCCAGUAUCUAGACAGUAUUUUGUAAAAUCUCUGUGUGUUCCUGCUUUUGCCAAAAGUAUUAUUAUAGUAAUAGUCCGAUGUGAAGUCCUUCGACUGUCCUGCACGCAGCUGCAGGGAGACAUCCUCUCUCCUACACUGCACACAGUGCACAGACAAACUGCACACCAUGCGUUGCACCUUAGUUUUUCCCUGCUCUCUCUUCAUCUUCAUUUGUUCCUCAAGAUGUUCUCCAGAGAUGGAUGCAGGAUUUAUCUGUGAAUUUCGACUGAGAGCGUGGAUGGAAGAUUUGCUCAAGUUGUGUCCCUCCUGCUGGGUUUGGGCAUGAUGAUUUAAAUUUUUGUAGGAAUUGUGAAACUCCUCAUCGCAAUAUCACAUAAUUCCACACUUUCUGUUGAGUCAAAGUAUUUUUCACUGGCUGUGAGCAAAGAUGACACAUUCCUCUGUAAACUGAAACAGUAUGUCCACAACAAAUCAGAGUUCUGUACUUUUUUAUUGAUCUUCCCAAGUUACUUACUUUAAAACCAGCCAACAUAUAUCAGUCAUCAACAAUGACACUGAGUAUAAACAUGAACCUUGUAAGCAAGGACAAGAAGUUUGGUACUUACCAUGAUGUGAGAGAAUCAAGGCAGCAACAGCACUGCAUUUGCAAUGUGAUUUAUUUUUUGUUAGCUAAAUAAGAAAUCCUUCUGAAAAUUUGCCUCUCCACUUACAAAUAUGAGGCUUAAAAACCAUGCAAAAUGCACAACUUCUUUGUGUCCAGAGGCCUCAUGCAGAAAGUAGAAAGAUUGUUUUAAUGUUUAAAAUGUCUGCAUUGCCAUUUUCAACUAUAUAGCUGCUCUGCUCUCUUUAAAUAUUGUGCAUACUGUUUUCAGAUUAUUUUUUAAAGGCCCCAACUUAGUGGUGGAGGUUUUGAUUCUGUAGGAUGGUAAAGAAUGUUUUGAAAUACUUGAGAUUGCCUGAAAUGUGUUGGUCAUACGAAAACAUCUUUAAAAACAGUGUUUUGAUUAAAGGCAAAUAUAGCCUUUGUUUCUGCAGUCCAAAUCUUACAGCAUAUUAUGAAAAACUGGGAAUUGGAACUGAAAUGUAGAACCAACAAGGAGUAGAAAUGGUGAAAUGGAGCCUGCACUUACAGAAUGUGCACUUUUUAGUAAUCUAAAGUAAGAUUUAUUUUUAUUAAUAAAUAUAAUUUCAACAGAGAUACUUUCCUAAUUAAGAAGGCUUAAAUAAAAUGGAAUGGCUGCACAGUAGUUUCUGAUAUAGUCACAGUGUAACAUGUCACAGCCUUUUGCAGAGAACAAUUAUAGUCCUUCAGAAAUACUAUACUACUGGACACAGUGUCUUCAUGUAUAUGUACUGCUAUGGUAAUGGAAUUGUUAGAAUCCUUUGGAAAUUGCAGCAAAAUAAUAUUAAUUUUUCAUUUUCUUUUGAAGCUUCUUUAUAUAAACCUGUGUCUUCAUAAGCCAGAGGGAUUGUCAAAAGAACUGAGUUUAUAUAACUGCAUAGUGGAUUUUUUUGGAGUAAGUUCAGGACUUUUUUUAUUCAAAUGUUGCAUGUUGAGGGAGGAACCUUAAUUUUGGAAUACAUGGGUUUUGGAUAAGAGUUUUGAGGAUGUACUAUAUAGUGAUCAACAAAUUUGCAGAAUAUGCUCCUGUUGCUCAUGAUGAUUUAACAGUUGGUAUUGAAAUACUGUAUUGAUUAAAUAAAAAAACCCCAAACAUUAAAGAGUUGUCUUUUACAAUUUCUGCUGUUUAGACUAACAGUAAAUUUCUCAAUGGGAUGGUAAAACUGGGAAGCUCAGUGUUGGAUGUUUGAGAAUGUGGAGCACCUUAGAAUGAAAGAGUACUAUUUGAUUUGCAUUAAAGUGUCUUUGUGUACAAA
Messenger RNA from Lonchura striata (white-rumped munia), 6087 nucleotides. RefSeq names its product metastasis associated 1 family member 3 (gene MTA3). Gene Ontology annotation, biological process: negative regulation of transcription by RNA polymerase II. The record is from RefSeq and is a predicted model, not a curated record. Gene Ontology annotation, molecular function: transcription coactivator activity; chromatin binding; histone deacetylase binding. Gene Ontology annotation, cellular component: NuRD complex; nucleoplasm. NCBI's taxonomy places the organism in Eukaryota, Metazoa, Chordata, Aves, Passeriformes, Estrildidae.